AUGGAAGACAAUCAAUUAGUUGAAGAUUAUCUUCGAACUCGACUGCAAAGUGAAAUAAAUAAUGUUCGUCUUUCGUUUAUAUCGUGUAUAAUGUCAACGAUUCGUUGGUUAAAACGAUAUUCACAUUGUUAUUCGAUCGCAUGUUCAUUCUUCUGUUUUCCUUUAUGGAUUCUUAUGUUACCAAUUGCUUUUGCUCUUGACAUAUGUAUUUAUUCUAUUACAUCUAUUAUUUUUAUUAUUGCUUUCAUCAUAAAUAUUCUAUUUGCUCCAUGUACACUAGCAUAUAAAUUUUCAUCAUGUUCAGAUGCUUGGAAUCCUAUGAAUAUUUAUCGAUACAGUCUAAGACAAGCAUUACUUUGGUUUGAAAGUUUUUUAAUGAUUUUUCAAACAUUUUGGUUAUGUUAUUGUGGUUCGGGUAAUAUUGAAGAUGGUGCACCGAUUUGUUGUACAUAUUGUUGUUGUAUGGAAUGUCAUAAUGCAUGCAAUCAAGCAACACACAUUAAGAUAAAUGAUCAACCAUGCAUUAUACUCUAG
Molecule: messenger RNA, 534 nt
Organism: Rotaria sordida
Lineage: Eukaryota; Metazoa; Rotifera; Eurotatoria; Philodinida; Philodinidae
Source: the annotation of a GenBank genome assembly